ACCAGCAGCCAUCGCGUAUGAGUCACCCUCAGAAGCAGGACGUACGUAUAAAAGGACACUCUGCCGGUCGGCCGGGCUUCACUUGAGACGAAAUUUCGGGAGGAACGCGAGAGCGACGCUUCUUUGCAGCUCACUGCAUCAACGCGUCGCCCAAGCUACAAGUUGCGCCCCGUCCAGCAGAAGCGGAGGAGUUCCGUGAUCAACGAUCAGUGGAGACAUCACGGGCCUGUCGCACAGGCAUGGCGUCAACAUGGUAUUUCGUCUGCGCCGCACUUGUCACUUGGCUUACCGUCACCAGCGCACAUAAGGAAGGGUCCACCCGGCCGCAAUUUUACCUCGAAGUCGGCGGAGGGCAUGUCACUGCCUCGCUACCCGAGAGAGAGCAGAACUUGUCAGGUGAAAAUCUAUCAACGCCCCACCAAACAAGGCGGCCUGUCGCAGCGGCCGUGAGCGCCGGCUGCCGGAAGCGAAUCAUGUGCGAGGCAGCUCGCAGCCUCACCGACAUGCUUCCCAUUUCCGGUUUCUGGAAGGAAAUCAUCAAGGGAAGGCCGCACCCGAAAAACGCCUACUUCGCCGCCUGGUCCCGAGGCCUUGAGAAGAACGUGUGCGCGCAUCUGUACCCCGACUGUUCGGACAGUGCGCCCGGCCUGGUUCUGCCGCUGGUCAGCGAGGCCGUCGGACCCAAGGGGAUCGUGAGCACAUUCAUCGAACGCCUGAACACCCCCGCCGCAUCACACGUUCCCAGAGAGCCCGGCGCACCGCGACCUUCACUCGUCCUGGAGAAGCUAAGGGAGUACAGGCGACGCAAGGAAUCCGAAGAAUCUCUCACACCGCCCAACUAAUUCAGGACGUUAAAGUACCACGUUGUUAAAAAAAUGCAAGGCCCGAAGAUUGUACA
This is a messenger RNA of Rhipicephalus microplus (southern cattle tick), 898 nucleotides long. RefSeq lists its product as uncharacterized. The record is from RefSeq and is a predicted model, not a curated record. Lineage: Eukaryota; Metazoa; Arthropoda; Arachnida; Ixodida; Ixodidae.